Molecule: messenger RNA, 1139 nt
Organism: Folsomia candida
Lineage: Eukaryota; Metazoa; Arthropoda; Collembola; Entomobryomorpha; Isotomidae
Exons: 3
Coding region: 260-1054 (264 amino acids)
Source: RefSeq, a predicted model, not a curated record
UCCUUAAGUACUUAUUUUGGUCUUUUACACCAUUUUGUAUAAUACACGAGACAUGUAAGUAGACAUAAACGAAAAGACAAAGUAACCUUUGAUCUUCUUGGAUUAUGGUUCGUUCAACCUGUCAUUCAUUUUUUAUAUUUUUAUACAAAUUUGGAAAUGUCCAACACAAUAUAAAUCCGAGUUAGUAAACCCGUCCAGUCAGUCAAAAUGCAAAUAUUGGUAUAGCAGUUUGCACAUAUAAAAAGUCCUCCAUACGACAAUGAAAUCUUUAAUAGUUGCCAUUUUGGCGACAAUUCUGUCUUUCGCCACAGCAGAUCCACUAAACGUUGCCGAUUUUUCGGACGGUCUUUGUACCCGACCUCCACCCGCCCACAACUUUUCGAGUGUCCUCCCCCUGUUCGCCACGCCACAAGUCUACGUGUCCUAUUUGAUGAGCAAGUCAUGUGCCCUGAGGUACUACGAGACCUACAACAAUGGCACCCAAGCACCCGAUUGGGCAGCGGUGAACGGUAUUUGCUACAACAUAAUGUUUGUAGAAACUCUGGCUCUCCAGAGUGGUUAUAAGCAGACAAAAGUAUGGAUUGACCACGCACUUCCGGAUGUUUCGUACACCACGUCUCCUGGUGUCUUCCUUUUUACGAACACGCUGCAAAAAAGCAAGGGAGUGAAUCCGGCCAAUCAAGAAAACACCCUCCAGACAACCGUGUGGAGCGACGGGACGAAACACUCUCUCACCGUUCGGUGCGUCAACAAUGCGACCCAGGACUGGAUUUUGUACAGCGUGGGGACCCCCGAUCCUUGGGCGAAGGACCUCGUACUCAAAAUGGUCGCAGAUCUUGGCAUGAAUGCAGUAAAUUUUGUCGAAUUCACAACAUGUACUGAUCCACCUGCCGCACCGCAGUACACUUUAAAUAUCCUGAGCGCCUUAGGGAUUGAAACGCCGACACUUUUGAACCCUUUCACAAAUGUCCUUGGAAUUUUGGACGGUGAAGGUCUCGGGGUUUUGUAUCAAGUUUUGAAACCCAUUCUGCCAUUGUUACCUGGAGUUGGAUAAUUUAUCUACAAAGUGGUUUGAAUUGCAUGAGUACGAAUAAAUUCGAUUUGAUUAUUUAAGAAAUAAAAUUAUACCACGCAGUCGA